Molecule: messenger RNA, 486 nt
Organism: Penicillium cinerascens
Lineage: Eukaryota; Fungi; Ascomycota; Eurotiomycetes; Eurotiales; Aspergillaceae
Exons: 2
Coding region: 1-486 (161 amino acids)
Source: RefSeq, a predicted model, not a curated record
AUGGUAUGGCUUGCUGUUGUGGUAAAGGACGGGUUGACUGAUGUUACUGGUGUUGUUCGGGGGGAUGAGAGCUGGGCUGUGGUCGUGAGGAGGAAGAUGGAAAUGGACACACUAGCCUCCAAUAUUGCAAGACUCGUCACCCUCGACAACUGGUUUACAUUGGUACUUUCUGUCCGUAACAUGGCUUCUACCACUUCACGACCACAACACACCUCUACCGGACUGAAACCCAAGAAACCCAAGAAAGCCUCAACACGUCAUACUAUCCGCAGCAUUGCCAGCAUCAUCCUCAUCAGUCUAACGAUAGCCAAAUCAGCAACAAACGCACUGCCCAACAUCACAAACACCCUCCCCCCUCACAACGGAAGCAACAACUUCUUCCAGCGAGCAGCAGCACCCCCAUACCCUGACCCCCUGCGAAUCCAACGUCGACUGCGACUAGGGGUACAAAUGCGUCGAUGGAAGGUGCGACUGGGGCUGCGAUGA